Neohortaea acidophila is the source of this 584-nucleotide messenger RNA. RefSeq lists its product as uncharacterized. Bases 32 to 457 code for a protein of 141 amino acids. The transcript has a single exon. The record is from RefSeq and is a predicted model, not a curated record. NCBI's taxonomy places the organism in Eukaryota, Fungi, Ascomycota, Dothideomycetes, Mycosphaerellales, Teratosphaeriaceae.
AAGCGGGAGGAGGUCGAUCCAUACUGCUGCGAUGAGCAAUGCGCCGAUGCUUGGCUCUACACGUCUGCUGGCCGAUAUCAGCUGGGUCUUGCCGGGCGUUUCGUCAGGUUCAGCUGUCAUGUUGUCGAUCUGGCUUGGCUUACGUAAGGGACUGCCUGGCACCCGGGCAUGCUGCAUGUGGUUGAACGAUAAUCACGACUGUGAGAUGGACUGGAGGGCGACCGCCAUGGAAGGCUGUCAGCAUCACGGUCUACCCUACCGGACAUUUGAGAUCUCCACGGGCUUUGGCCGAAUCCGCCGGCGUACAGCCCUCGGGCACAGCUUAACCGUGUCGCUUAUUCGCAAAGCACAUCGAAUCGCAGGACAGGUACGUGGCACGACGACUCCAAGGCACAGCCGAGCUCGCCUUCCUCCGAGUUUGGCGAGAUGGUAUGUGGACGACGAGGUGCAGUUGUAACUUGACUCGACAGCAUGUGGAGAUUUGCCCGGACGUGAUUGGCUUAUAGCCGUUCCCGCCACGUCACGUGCUAGCGCCCCGCAGAUGCUUAUGGGUCGCAGCUUCCCCAUCCGUGUCGCCAGCUUCG